Fomitiporia mediterranea MF3/22 is the source of this 1421-nucleotide messenger RNA. RefSeq lists its product as uncharacterized. Lineage: Eukaryota; Fungi; Basidiomycota; Agaricomycetes; Hymenochaetales; Hymenochaetaceae. The coding region runs from base 91 to 993 and encodes 300 amino acids. The record is from RefSeq and is a predicted model, not a curated record. The transcript is spliced from 4 exons.
CUUCCAGUUGACUGGUUGUUUGCGGGUCCUCUCCUCUCCCGUUUCAUAUAUAACAUAUGAGCUCGAGAGAGCGGGAAGGCGAGGAGGGCGAUGCGCGGACCGAAUUCCGGUUAUGCGACGACUUCACUACGACCAUUACCACUAUCGGAUGUUCUGGGUAUUCUGUUAUUCGUUCUUCUUGCUUGUACGAUUUUCCUGAUAGCGACGGCGCAAGUGGUGCAGAAUGUAACGUUGCAGAAUACGGAUGAUGACCUUAUCUAUGUUCCUGAGCUUUGUGUGGGUGGGGAGGCGUGUCUGGGUGGAUGGAUGGUCGUUGAUCUUGCGGGAUCGUCAAACGGCAGUGUUACGACCACGAAUGGACCUGAUGUCUCGUUUGGGAACAUCCUUCCCCAAGUGUAUCUUACAUUCCGAGGGUCAGCUCUCUAUGUCAAGACCUCCGACGUCUCAAAUGCAACCGCCAACUUGACAGUAUCGUCUCUACCAUCUGGUACGCUCGAGAGCAGGGUAUUCGAGCCUUCACGCGAUUUUUGGGCGUUCGAGGAUCUUGACGAGUCCCAGUUGACGACGGUCGCGGUUACUUAUCUCCCCGACCAAGAUGGAGAAGGACCUUCGCGGCUGGAUAUUGACUUUGUGAAAAUAUCCGUGUCGGAUGCUAGUGUUACGUCGUCCUUCCUGCCUUCACCAACCCUCCCCACUUCGGCCUUCACACCCAGAUUCGCACCACCCUCAACUCUCUCCGCUCCACCACCCACCAUAACGAGCUCCUCCUUGCGUCGUCAGCCGACAGGAGCUAUUGUCGGAGAGACCAUCGCAGGCUUCGUAGUCGCACUUCUGGUCAUCACUCUUAUAGUGGUCUUCGUCUGGCGUCGCGAUCGCCGCAAACGGGCUGAACAAGAGCGUAAGGAGACGAACGCGUUAAAUGCGGCUCAACAGAUCCUACCUGUGGCGUCUAGGAGUAGGAGAAUGCAGCAGCUAACGCCGCUGAGGGUAUAGAAGGUAUAGAGGGUAUGAGAUUUGAGGAGCUAAUCGGGAGUAACUCAUGCGGCAGCGGCAGCUUGGAGAUACACAAUUAUAUCCUGCCAACGUCAAUGCUUUACGGACGAGUGGGACGAACGGACGGAGCUGUGUCAUUGAUACUAGCCGGAUAUUUGGUGAUGGCCCUUCUGAACCAUUUGCAUUUGCUUGGCUUGUACUCUCUCCGGAGUCGGCUUGCACAUCCGGAGAUAUGUGUUCAUAUGCGCUCCGUGGCAACUGCGGCGACCACGCAACUCGGGCUACCCGUAGGCGUAGUGGAAGUGGAUAAGUGUACCGCUAGGACAAUAAUCUUGAAGUUGCGGCCUACACUAGUGAUACUAUAGUCAUACACAUGAAAUGUUCUAACGCCAGCAUGUCUAACGAUAAUCCUAGCUAUGUCAACGAUC